Williopsis jadinii is the source of this 1587-nucleotide messenger RNA. RefSeq names its product chaperonin-containing T-complex subunit CCT4 (gene CCT4). The record is from RefSeq and is a predicted model, not a curated record. The transcript has a single exon. Bases 1 to 1587 code for a protein of 528 amino acids. Gene Ontology annotation, molecular function: ATP-dependent protein folding chaperone; ATP binding; ATP hydrolysis activity. NCBI's taxonomy places the organism in Eukaryota, Fungi, Ascomycota, Saccharomycetes, Phaffomycetales, Wickerhamomycetaceae. Gene Ontology annotation, biological process: protein folding. Gene Ontology annotation, cellular component: chaperonin-containing T-complex.
AUGGCUACAAAGGUACAACCGACUAACGCCCAGUUCAAGAACAAGGAGAAGCCACAGGAGGUGCGUCGUGCGAACAUCCUCGCUGCUCGAGCCGUUGCCGAUGCCAUCAGAACGUCUCUUGGUCCAAAGGGUAUGGACAAGAUGAUCAAGACUGGUAAGGGAGAGGUGUUGAUCUCAAACGAUGGUCACACGAUCUUGAAGCACAUGGCGGUGCUUCAUCCUGCUGCGAAGAUGCUGGUGGAUGUGUCUGGUGCUCAGGACGUUGAGGCCGGUGAUGGUACCACCAGUGUUGUCAUCAUCACUGGUGCGCUGUUGGGUGCUGCUGAUAAGUUGUUGAACAAAGGUAUCCAUCCAACGCAGAUUGCUGAAUCUUUCCAGCGUGCUGCGCAGAGAUCCGUGGAGAUCCUGUUGGACAUGUCCACCAAGAUCGACCUUGGAGACCGCGAUGCUCUGAUCAGAGCUGCUUCAACCUCGUUGAGCUCCAAGAUUGUUGGCCAGCAUUCACACCUGCUGGCCCCAUUGGCUGUUGACUCUGUCCUGAGGGUUGUCGAGAAGGAUGCGAACAACGUUGACCUGAACGAUAUUAGACUCAUCAAGAAGGUGGGUGGUACGAUCGACGACACCGAGCUCGUUCCUGGCGUGGUGUUGACGCAAACCGUUGUGAAGUCCGCAGGUGGACCAACUCGUGUCGAAAAGGCACGUAUUGGCCUUGUUCAGUUCCAGUUAUCCCCUCCAAAGCCUGAUAUGGAGAACAACGUUGUUGUCAACGACUACAGACAGAUGGACAAGAUCUUGAAGGAGGAGAGAGCUUACAUCUUGAACAUGUGUAAGAAGAUCAAGAAGGCUAAAUGUAACGUGUUGUUGAUACAGAAGUCGAUCUUGAGAGAUGCUGUGAACGACCUGGCUCUCCAUUUCUUGUCAAGAUUGGGUAUCAUGGUCAUUAAGGACAUUGAGCGUGAAGAGAUUGAAUUCUUGUCCAAGUCCUUGUCGUGUAAGCCAAUCUCCGAUAUUGAACUCUUCACAGAAGACAGAUUGGGAUCUGCAGAUGUUAUUGAGGAGAUUGAGAGCUCAGGCUCAAAGAUUGUCAAGAUCACAGGUGUCAAGAACGUGACCCACCCUACCGUUAGUGUUGUAUGCCGUGGUGCCAACGAUAUGGUUUUGGACGAAACUGAACGUUCAUUGCACGAUGCCCUGUGUGUAAUCCGUUGUCUUGUUAAGGAGAAGGCGUUGAUUGCCGGUGGUGGUGCUCCAGAGAUUGAGGUUUCACGUCAACUGAUGAAGGAAUCCAUCGCUCUUAGUGGUACGGAAUCCUUCAUCUGGAGAGAAUUCGCCGAUGCAUUGGAGGUGAUCCCAACAACUUUGGCCGAGAAUGCUGGGUUGAAUGCCAUCAACGUUGUCACUGACCUUAGAAGCAAACACGAGAAUGGUGAACGUAAUGCUGGUAUCUCUGCUCGUCGUUCCGGUGCAACGAAUACAUAUGAAGAGCAUGUCUUACAGCCUGUACUGGUGAGUACAAGUGCCAUUACACUGGCUGCUGAAACCGUCAAGUCGAUCUUGAGAAUCGACGACAUUGUGAUUAGUAGAUGA